Molecule: messenger RNA, 1766 nt
Organism: Phragmites australis (common reed)
Lineage: Eukaryota; Viridiplantae; Streptophyta; Magnoliopsida; Poales; Poaceae
Product: L-Ala-D/L-amino acid epimerase
Exons: 7
Coding region: 127-1470 (447 amino acids)
Molecular function (GO): racemase and epimerase activity, acting on amino acids and derivatives
Source: RefSeq, a predicted model, not a curated record
GCCACCAACCGCUGUAUAAAACUAGCACACACACUCUCUCUCCAACUCCCAGUGGCCAGUGCUCGCCUUCCUGUACCAAUUGUCCGCGAAUCUCGCCGGCGUCCAGUCUCCGCUUCUCCAGUGGCCAUGGACGCCUCCGUCUCUUCCGCCUCCUCGCCUCUCCGGUGCUCCCGAAACGCCACCAGCCCAACCCCGAACCCUAGCCCCAGGCCCCACGUCGUCCCUGCCGGCCGCCAGCCCGCCGCCUUCACCACCCGCCUCCGCGCCAUCUCGCCGUCCCCGUCCCCGCCCACGCCGUCGCCGGUGGAGUCGUUCGGCUUCGAAGCCCUCAAGGAGACCUUCUCGGUCGACGUCGCGGCUGCCGAGGCGCGCCCGCUCGACGUGCCGCUGGCCGCGCUCUUCACCAUCGCGUCCUCGCGCCUCGAGUCCGUCUCCAACGUCGCCGUGCGCGUGGAGCUCCGCAGCGGCGCGGUCGGGUGGGGGGAGGCGCCCGUGCUGCCCUCCGUCACGGCCGAGGACCAACCGGCCGCGCUCGCCGCGGCGGGCCGGGCCUGCGCGGCGCUGGCGGGCGCGCCGGCGGCGCCCCUCGGCUCCCUGCUCCAGGACGUUGCCAGUGUCCUCCCAGGACAUGCCUUCGCCUCGGCCAGAGCAGGAGUGGAGAUGGCACUGAUUGACGCAGUUGCUAACAGCAUUCGCAUCCCUCUGCGGAGAUUAUUUGGAGGGGCAUCAGAUAGUGUAACCACAGACAUCACGAUUCCGAUUGUGACCCCAAAUGAAGCUGCUCAGUUGGCUGCAAAAUAUCGAGGGCAAGGGUUUCAAACUCUGAAGCUCAAGGUUGGGAAAAACUUGAACUCAGAUAUAGAAGUUUUGAAGGCUAUAAGGCUUGUCCAUCCAGACUGCUCAUUUAUCUUGGAUGCAAAUGAGGGAUACACAGCUGAUGAAGCAAUUGAAGUUCUUGAUAGACUAAAUGUUGCUGUUCUGUCCUUGGUUUCAGAAAUGGGAGUGACCCCUGUGCUCUUUGAGCAACCUGUUCACAGAGAUGACUGGGAAGGUCUCCGUGAUGUUAGCAUUGUUGCCAUGGAAACAUACAAAGUCGCAGUUGCUGCUGAUGAAAGUUGUCGGACUUUACUUGAUGCUCAGAAAAUAAUACAAGGGAAUCUAGCCCAUGUUAUUAACAUCAAGCUGGCAAAGCUGGGUGUUCUUGGAGCACUUGAAAUAAUUGAUGCUGCAAGAAAAGCCAACGUUGCUCUAAUGAUUGGUGGUAUGGUCGAGACUAGAAUCGCUAUGGGCUUUGCUGGUCAUCUAGCUGCUGGGCUUGGUUGUUUCAGUUUUGUUGACCUGGACACACCUCUUUUGCUGUCUGAAGAUCCAGUGUAUGGCGGCUAUGAAGCCUUUGGACCUCUGUACAAGUUUGCAAAUGCCCGUGGUCACGGUGGUUUUCUUCACUUGGACAACUAUGGCUCGAAAUGAAGACGGUCAAGGAAUACAUUGGUUGGUCCUUCUGGAGCCUCACUGAACCAUUCUAGUGCAUUCCACGAAUGCAUUGUUACAUUGGACAACCAUCGUUGUAAUUGAAUCAAACGAGCAGUUGUAAGCGUAUAGCGUUCAGUUUGCCGCUGCUGAAAGUCCAGUCAGGCCUAGAAUAUUUGAUCAUGCUGUAGAUAGAUAUUCAGAAGGCUAUGCCGGCUGGCAUUGUUGUUUUAUCCAAAUAUUAUAUAUGGUUGAAAAAGGUCAAUAAAUUCAGCCUUGGUAAGCUGGAACAUCCA